AUGAGUACAAAGAAGCGAAAGUGUCUUGACGAAUAUAUUCGAUUUGGAUUCGUGUCUCUUCAAAAGGGUGACACAGAGGUCUCCCAGUGUGUGAUAUGUCACAAGACUCUGAGCAAUGAUGGAAUGCGGCCCUCACGCUUGGAGCGCCACUUGAGGACAAUACAUCCUGCUCUAGCUGACAAGCCCAAGGCAUUGUUUGAAACAAAAAGACACUCCUUGAAGCAAGUUAAGUUGGACGGCAGUAGGGCAUUUCGGCAACAAACUUCAAAGGUUGUUGAGGCUUCCUAUGAGAUCGCCAUGUUGAUUGCAAAGAGCAAGAAGAGCCAUAACAUCGGAGAGUUUCUCAUGAAACCAAGCAUACUCCGUGCAGCAGAACUCGUUCUGGGGAAAGAUAGUACAAACAAGCUUUCCCAAAUUUCACUAUCAAACGAUACAGUCAAGGGAAGGAUCGAUGAAUUGUCUCAAGACAUGAAAGAUCAAAUUCUCGACCAACUGGAACAGCGGGAACACCCGUCCUGGCUGCGCACCACCGAGCAACUGAAUGAUCUGAAUCCUUUUGAGCACGCACCAUCUACCGACAAGAGCAGAAAACGUUUGGCGCGCUCGGUUCGGCUUGGAGACAUGUCCUUACUAGCCAAAUUAUGCUGGGUGCAUUCUGCUCUUUUGCUUCGUUCUGGCUAA
Molecule: messenger RNA, 681 nt
Organism: Homarus americanus (American lobster)
Lineage: Eukaryota; Metazoa; Arthropoda; Malacostraca; Decapoda; Nephropidae
Product: protein ZBED8-like
Exons: 2
Coding region: 1-681 (226 amino acids)
Molecular function (GO): DNA binding
Source: RefSeq, a predicted model, not a curated record